AUGGCUAAGUUGGAGGGGAUCACCCACAAGUCCUUCAUCUUGCUCGUCGUGGGGGAAAUGUUGAACAUGUCGGCUGCAUACGCAUCGCAAACAUACUCCCACUGGUGGACGCUCAACGGCUGGGAGCCCUCUGAGAUAGCUGGCUUUGCGCUGCUGAUUGGCCUGCUGUCUCCAUUGGCGCUCUGUAUCAUCUUCGGGCUACUGGCGCGGAUGAAUCGCUGGGGCCCUUGGGCAAUGCGCGACUUCACCUGUUUGCUGCCACCUGGGUCCCUGUUGAGAGCGUUGGCCUUGUGGGAUCUUGGCAACCUUCACUUCCGUUCACAGAUCUUCGUUGUGGCCGUGCUUUUGUCCGUCUGCGUGGAUGUCGCGCAUGGGGCCGCCGUGUGGUCGUCGAUCAUGACGAUUCUUGGCAACAAGUGGUACGCACUGAAGGGGUGCUAUCUCUGCCUCACGCUCGCCUGCGUUUGCUCGUCUCUGUCGCCGAGCAUUGGGCAUUUCCUUGGCGUUGCCAUCACAGGGGCAUCGCCUCUCUACGACAACAUCACGCUGCACAAGCCCGUCUCCGGCAAGGGGGCCUUCAGUGAUGCUACGUUCUGGGCCGUCGUUCCGCUGGCGACGAUGAGCUACGUCUUGCAGAUCAUGGCGAUGCGUUACUUCAACAAUGACAUCCUGACCUUCAAGGGCCACGGAAAUCUCCUGCCCGACGGUUCAGUCACAGGAGCCAGCUCGAGCCUGGAGUCGGUGGCGACAUGGCAGGUCAAGCGCCGGCGGAAAGCGGCACUUAAGCCGGCGGAGGCGAAUCAGGACACGGGGAAAGACAAGAAGAAGAAGGAGCAAAAGAAACAAGACAUCCGCGCGCUUUUGGAAGCCGCACAGUUGCCGGAGCUCGACCCCAUCCAACCUGAGGUGGUGCCUCGGAAUCAGCGCAGCUCACACGGCACCCUUCUACACGAGCCCGGCAAGGACAAGGGGGACAAGGACAGCGAGUCCUUGUCUCCCAAAUCACCGUCUCCGCAUGGGCUACGCGGCAGAGCCCGCAGCCGCGGUAGCGCCACCAGUCGAAGCGGUCGCAGCCGCGGCGCCAGCUCGUUCACAAGUUACACCAGCCAAACUUCCUUGUCCGACGAUGAGACCCAUGCGGCUGCAGGGGUGGGGCUGCAGGCUGCACAGACCACAGUCUUCCAAAGGCGCGGCGUGAGCUGA
Molecule: messenger RNA, 1203 nt
Organism: Symbiodinium sp. CCMP2592
Lineage: Eukaryota; Dinophyceae; Suessiales; Symbiodiniaceae
Source: the annotation of a GenBank genome assembly